Messenger RNA from Rubroshorea leprosula, 1360 nucleotides. NCBI's taxonomy places the organism in Eukaryota, Viridiplantae, Streptophyta, Magnoliopsida, Malvales, Dipterocarpaceae. The record is from the annotation of a GenBank genome assembly.
CGAUCCCUAGCGCGCUGCAGGGAUUCUGCAACAUAACUUGCCGAACUGUUUGUUUGAUCAAUCGGUGAGUUGAUCGGAGAGUGCUUUAGAGCAGCUGAGCUUGAAGCUAUGCCCACCAACGAGGGUUUCUCGGGUGUUUCAAAUUGCUAUGUAUUCAAGAGCCGGUUACAAGAAUAUGCGCAAAAAGUUGGAUAUCCAACACCUGUAUAUGAGACUACCAAAGAAGGCCCUUCUCAUGAACCUUACUUCAGAUCAAUAGUGAUCAUAAAUGAUGUUAGAUAUGAAUCCUUACCAGGAUUUUUCAAUCGUAAGGCAGCAGAACAGUCAGCUGCUGAGGUUGCUCUCUUGGAGUUAGCCAAGACCGGUGAAGUUAAUGAGUCGAUUGCUGUACCUAUACAUGAAACAGGUUUAUGCAAAAAUUUACUCCAGGAGUAUGCUCAAAAGAUGAACUUUGCAAUUCCAAUAUAUCAGUGCCAAAAGGUUGAAGUACCAGGCCGUGUGCAGCAGUUCUCAUGUACGGUUGAGAUUGGAGGCAUUAGGUAUAUUGGAGCUGCAGCAAAAACCAAAAAAGAAGCAGAGCUCAAAGCUGCCAGAACCGCUUUAUUGGCUAUUAAGUCAAGUACCCCUGAAUCAUCUGAUAAAUCAGUCGCCAAUCCUCAGUUGACUGUAAUUCCUAUCAGAAAGAGGACAGCUGAGACUGCUAAUAAUCCUGAGGAGACCACAAAUGUUCCAAAGCCAAAGAAAGCUCGAUUCAAGAAGAAAAUGUUUAAAAAGAAACGCUCUGGAGACAACAUAGACCGUUCCCAGGACAAAGAUUCAGGCAACCCAGAUGUUCAGGCAGAAUCAGUAUUGAAUCCAGCUGAUUCAUCUGGAGUUGAAGCAGUGGAUUUUGUGCCUAUGGCUUCUGUAGAAGAACUCGAGAGAGAACCGCCUUCUGCAAAAGGUGCAUCUUCCCCCCAAGCUCCUUGUAACUCUAGCAACGAGCAUUUAACAAAUGCAAAUGCUAAUGAAAGCAACCAUGAGGCUUCUAAUGUGGGAAAAUCAUUUGUGGUUGACAGAGAUUUAACUAGUUUGGUUAAAGUGACUGGAAUCAGCGAGAUGCCUUCAAUUGUUAACGAUUUUGGUCAGAUAGAGACUUCAAGCUAGUGUAGGCCAAUCCUAAGCCUUAGGAGAAGUAGAUUGUGCCUUAUAUCACUGGUUUUUGGUUUUGUAGUUAGGAAAAUGGAGUUGGAGUGAGCCAAUGAAGUCUCUGAAUAUUCUUCAUAGGCAUUUUGAAAAUCUUAUAUUAUAAAUAUCUGUUUCAGUUCAAUGGUUUCUAUCGGAUGUGGUUAUGGCCUCACAGCCAAUUGUUAUGAUCACA